AUGGCCCACGACUUGCAAGUCCUCCCACAGGGCGCUGGCUAUGGAAUAGUCAUCGGCAUUGGAGGCGUGUUCGCCUUAUUCAUGUUGUUCUUAACAUGGCUGCAAAACCGGUAUACCACCUUUUCGACGCACCAAGCGGAGGAGUUCAAUACGGCCUCUCGAUCAGUGAAACCCGGCUUGAUCUCAGCAGGGAUCGUCUCAUCCUGGACAUGGUCAGCCACGCUCCUGACAAGUUCGACAUUCGCCUACAAUUAUGGUGUCUGCGGAGCAAUGUGGUACGGUGCUAUGGGUACCCUCCAGAUCCUGCUGUUUGCGUUGAUUGCCGUCAAGAUCAAGACCAACGCCCCCGGUGCACAUACAAUGCCUGAAAUCGUCCUGUCCCGUCAUGGGACAACCGCGCAUAUCACAUAUCUCUGCUAUGGGCUGGCGACCAACAUGCUGGUCGGAGCAAUUCUGGUUCUGGGAGGCGCUCAGGUCGUCGAGGCUCUCACCGGGAUGAAUGUCUACGCAGCGAACUUUUUGAUUCCUCUCGUCGUUGCGGCGUACGUCAUCGCGGGAGGCUUACGGUCGACCUUUAUCGCCGAUUAUACACACACGGUGAUAUUGUUUGCUGUGAUACUCAUCUUUGGCUUCCUGGUCAAUGCCACGAGUGAUCUCGUGGGAAGUCCUGGCAAGCUUUACGACUUGCUGAUAGAAGCCUCGGAGAAGAGGCCGAUCGCGCGAAACACCGAAGGCUCGUAUCUCACUUUUCAUUCUAUUGAGGGUCUCAAAUUCGCUUUUGAUAUUCUCAUCUCUGGCUUCUCGACCGUGUGGCUUGACCAAGCCUAUUGGCAACGGGCUAUCGCAUCGAGACCGGAGACGUCUGUCAAAGCGUAUAUUUUGGGAGGCAUCGCCUGGUAUGGAAUCCCUUUUGGCUUUGCGACGUUUAUGGGCCUGGGCUGUGCAGCCCUGACUAGCAACCCUCGAUUCCCUACUUAUCCCAAUCCUCUGACAGCGGAGCAAGUUAACGCGGGUUUAUCUUCCCCGAGCACUGCCAUCACAGUGUUAGGACAAGGCGGCGCGGUUCUCAUGCUCAUUCUCCUCUUCAUGGCUGUGACGAGUUCUACUUCAGCGGAACUCAUCGCAGUCUCCUCCCUGCUGACUUUCGACAUCUACAAGACAUAUUUCCGCCCGAACACAAGUUCUGCAAUGCUCGUACGAGUCAGCCACUGGGGGAUUGCACUCUUUGCUCUUAUUCUUGCUGCAUUUUGCUCCAUCCUCAACGCAGCAGGCGUCAGUCUGACUUGGCUUCUGACGUGCCUGGGUGUACUUGUCGGUGGUGCCGCUCUGUCUGUCGGCCUCAUUCUUCUCUGGGAUCGAAUGUCCACGGUCGCAACGGUAGUGGCACCAUGGGUUGGCCUCGGCUGCGGAUUGAUUGCAUGGUUUAUUACGGCCUGGAAGCGAUCGAAUGUUAUCGACAUUAGCACGACGGGCGACACCACCAACGCGCUGGCAGGAGACGUUACAUCAUUUGGCACUGGUGCCGUAACGGCUGUGAUUCUAAGCUAUGUCUUCCCUGGAAAGCGCAAUUCCAGCAACCUUGGACAUGUCGAGCAAACAAGCACGGUUUCCGGAGUCUCAGUUCAGGAGCCCGAAUUGCAGAGCAAACAGGUUACCACAACAGAAGAAAAAGAUGCUACAUUGUCUCCCCCUGACGCAGCCAGAUACCAAGCAGAGUUGCAACCCAAGCAAGCGAAACUAGUCUCAACUGGCAACGAACUAGUCGACUACCUCGAAUCGAAGCAAAUAGAACCCAUGGACGCGGACCUUGCGAAGAAAAGCGAGCGUCUCGCCAUGGUAGCCAACGCCGUCUUCUUCUUCAUCGCCGUGAUCCUGGUUCCCUUUACUUUAUUCGGGACGAAGUAUAUCUUCAGCAAACCGUUCUUUACGGGGUGGGUUGUUGUGUCGUUUAUUUGGGUGUGGGUUAGUAUGAUUAUAUGCGUUGUGUAUCCGGUGGUUGAGAGCGCAGGUGCGCUUCGGGAUAUCUCGAGGGGCGUAUGGAUGGAUUUGCGGUCGUUGGUGGGAUAUAGGAAGGGCAAGGUGAAUACGGGUAUAGAAUCCAUGGGAGCAUGA
Monascus purpureus is the source of this 2112-nucleotide messenger RNA. NCBI's taxonomy places the organism in Eukaryota, Fungi, Ascomycota, Eurotiomycetes, Eurotiales, Aspergillaceae. The record is from the annotation of a GenBank genome assembly.